UGUACCGAGUCGAAGACUCUGCUGACGGGCAGGCUGAUGAUGCUGAUGCAACUGCAAGUGCUGAAUUUUCUUGCCAAGUUGUCCGAUAUGGUAGUCAUACAUAUGUCCUAGAAGUAAUCACCAUGGCAACUAAGUUAGUUCAAUGGAUAACAGCCUUGGUCCUCUUUGCUAGCAUAUGGUGUGCCUUUGUGUUUGAUUUGGUCCCCAUUCAAGUGGAUGCCAGGAUGAAAGAAGUCAUUGUGCCGCUGCCAGUUUAUUUACUGAUAGUCUUUGCGUGUUUUUCUCUAGCAACUAUCGGCUACCGAGUAGCAACAUUCAAUGAUUGUGAAGAGGCAGCUGAAUCUCUGAAAAAGGAAAUUGAAGAAGCAAGAAAAGAUCUGAAGAAGAAAGGUUUUAGAUUUACGUGAUGGCUGACAGUGCUCGGUUAGGCUUUCUGUUUGUUAUUCAACAGACUUAAUUUGUAGGGAGGAUCUGUCUAUUGGAUGACUCUCUUAAUAUAUUGUCCAACAAGUUUUAGGAUCCUUCAAUAAAACACAAUGGUUAAUGGCUGCUGUGUAUGCUUUACAAAAGAUAAUUUAGAAUAUUUGUAAGACAUAAAUGGUGGUCAAAGUUGCUUUAUCACUAAUGUCAUCACAUAAAAAAAAUAUGGCUGUAUUUGAGCUUUUGGGGUCAGUGAUUAUUUAAAAAAAAUAAAAGGUAGUUGUAUGUACCAACAAAAAGGUGUCAUUUUUCCCCACCAGCCACAACUUUUUGUUUCAGUACCUUUCUGUCAAAUUUUCAAUGUGGUUGACUUUUUGUGUCUAACAAAAACCUGCAGCUAUAAAUACUUGAACUCCAUUGGAUUGGUGACAGACAACUCCCGUACUUUCUGAAAGUAUUGGCGGUUGACUAAAGAUAAUCCAACUACCAUCUGGGCCAUCUCUAUUUAAAAAAUGCCUAAUGAAUAGAAUGAAAAUCACAAGUUAGACACAGGAUAUACUUAUCAGCAUCUUCUUUUAAUCUUGUCAACAAAGGCCAGUUCAUGCAUGCAUGAGAGUAUGGAUGUGUUAUCAGUAAAAACCGUCUGGUUGGGAACAAAUGUUUCCAGGGAAUUUUCAUACAUGUAAUUCUAUGAUUUAAAAUUAACAGGGCCAUAUGCAAAUGGACCUAGAACAUAAUGAUGUCACACUUUGUUCACAUGUGAUUAACUAUGGAGCUCCACGGAUGGUGUCCCACUUCAGUGCCAUAGGAAAGCACACACUAGAAUAAAGCCUGGCAUCAUGUUAUGGGUUUACUGACUUAACUGGGGGAUAUAAGGAAAACAAGUCGAUGGGAAAUGAAUGAAUCUAUUACCUACUGGCUUCUAUUGAUGUACAUGCUGGUUCUAGCCAUAGCCAAGGAAUUAAGUUGUGGAUUUUCUGGAACUACUUUUAUGUUAGUUCGGCCAUUUGCAACUUCACACAAAAUAAAAACCAGAAGUUGUCAGUUCUGUUGUUGAAUUUCAUGCAUUGUACAUGCCACUGAAUAAAUCUCUCAGGAUGGAAAAUGAA
This is a messenger RNA of Acanthaster planci (crown-of-thorns starfish), 1529 nucleotides long. Its product is annotated as dolichol-phosphate mannosyltransferase subunit 3-like. Gene Ontology annotation, biological process: GPI anchor biosynthetic process. Lineage: Eukaryota; Metazoa; Echinodermata; Asteroidea; Valvatida; Acanthasteridae. Gene Ontology annotation, cellular component: endoplasmic reticulum membrane; dolichol-phosphate-mannose synthase complex. The record is from RefSeq and is a predicted model, not a curated record.